AUGUCCGACAAACAAACCCAAGACGCGCAAUCGGGCAUCACAGGCGUGGGCAAAUCCGUAACAUCGACGCUGGGCAACACGCUGGGCGGCGUGGCGGGCACGGCAGGGAGCACGAUCGGGGCUGCUGGACACGGGGUGGGCGAGACGGUGAGCAGUGCGACGGGGACUUCGGCGGGCGAGCCGGUCGGCGAGGCCGUGGCGAGCGUCGGGUCUGGGGUCGAACAGAGCGGCCGGGGCGUUGCGAAGGGCGUCAAGGAUGCUGGGGAUCUCAGCAAGAUGACGAAGAUGCCGGGCGAGGACGAGUGA
Molecule: messenger RNA, 306 nt
Organism: Lasiosphaeria miniovina
Lineage: Eukaryota; Fungi; Ascomycota; Sordariomycetes; Sordariales; Lasiosphaeriaceae
Exons: 1
Coding region: 1-306 (101 amino acids)
Source: RefSeq, a predicted model, not a curated record